AUGGCUAGUGCGGAGAAUACUCUUAUACGUACGAGGAAGUUUAUGUCAAAUAGACUGCUUUCACGAAAGCAGAUGAUCUUGGACGUUUUCCAUCCCGGGCGUUCAGUUAUUUCAAAGAAGGAAAUUCGGGAUCGCUUGGCCAAAAAAUACAAGACCACGCCUGAUGUCGUUUUCCCCUUCGGGUUCCGCACCAAAUUCGGUGGUGGUAAAUCCUCGGGAUUUGUAAAUGUAUACGACUCGUUGGAUUAUGCGAAAAAGUUCGAACCCAACUACCGGCUUAUUCGCAAUGGCCUCUUGGAAGCCAAGAAAUCCGGUCGCAAACAGAGGAAGGAAAGGAAAAACAAGAUGAAGAGAGUCCGUGGUACAGCCAAGGUAACCGGUAUUGAGAAAAAGAAGAAGAAGAAGGAUUAA
Molecule: messenger RNA, 411 nt
Organism: Dibothriocephalus latus
Lineage: Eukaryota; Metazoa; Platyhelminthes; Cestoda; Diphyllobothriidea; Diphyllobothriidae
Source: the annotation of a GenBank genome assembly